AUGUUGAAGUCCGUGCACAGCCUCAGCACUUCUCUGGGUUUGCACCCGGUGACCUGGCUGGACUGGGUCUAUGGAAAUACAACUGUCUUCCGUUUUCCCAGCACGGAAGGACAUGUCGCCCUCACCAUAGAUGAUGGGCUGUGCCGCAGUGGGUCAGACAGCUCAAUGAUCACGGAAGUGCGGCAGCUAUUGAAGGAGCACAGCGCCAAAGCGACCUUCUUCCUUUGCUCUGACUAUGUGGAUGGCUUCGAAGAAGAUGCCAAGGGCCUGCUUGCUGACGGCCACGAAUUCGCCAACCACUGUCCUUCAGAUGGAGUGGACUAUUACAACAUGCAACCGGAUGAGUUUGAAGCGGAACUUUUGAAAACUUCGCGAAAGAUACAGGAGGUCAGCGGGGAAGUUCCCCGCUGGUUUCGCGCACCCCAGGGAAAGUAUUCCGGCACCAUGCACGGCGCCGUGUCAAAACAUGGAAUGCACCAUGCCCUGGGCGAUUGCUACUGCGAUGACUGGGCUGUGGAGGAUUCUGAGUGGGUUGCCCGCACGAUGCUGGCACAGGUGCGCAGCGGUUCGGUCCUCAUUGCGCACAUGCCAGAGCGAGGCUUUCGCGAACACAUCUUCCGGGCACUCGAGCUGAUACUCCAAGGCCUACGGCAGCGUGACCUCUCUGUGGUCACCCUCAGUGCAUUGGAGGCAGGAGCGGCCCAGGCAGUGCCUGUGCCGCGGGCGCUAGCGAAGCACCCGAAUCAGCGAGGCAAGCUUGAGAAUCAAGCUUGGGAGACUGGUAUUUCCGGGUACGCGGUCAUCAGCCACCACAACUUUGGCAUGGUGGAUGGAGUUGUUUUCAGCGACAAGGAGCAGGCCCUGGCUCAUUGGAAUCGCUUGUCAAUAUUCUCUGCUCACAUGCUCCUGGGUCCUGAUGGCACUGAGCUCAGGUACUAUGGCAAGCGUAGUGGCAGAGACCACGAGAUGAAGCAGUGGUGGGAGAACCAUGCUGGACGGACGCAUUCCCAGAUAAUCCAAGUCAUCUUGGCCGGUAUGGCGGGCCCGUACGCGGGAAGGAGCAUGGUCGUGCACAGCUGGGAGCACUGCUCCUUCAAGAGCCUCUUUUUGGUGAUCUGCGCGGCUGAGGAGUCUGGCCCAUAUCUUUUCGAUGAAGAGGCGGUGCGAGGCAAGCAGCACUGUGCUCUCGCGCCUCCCGCAGGUCGCUUCGGAGGAGUGCUUUGGUACCACUCGCUCUACUGGACGAAUUUCCCUCCCCUCGGCUUCUUGGAAGAAGACUCCGCGGACAGCGAUGUUGAAUUUCGCGAGAGUCUCCUUGCUGUCAAUCCGGAUGGCCCGUUGGCUGAUCAGUUCGUCAGCUAUGGUGCUGCACGUGAGCAUCUGUGCCAACAUGGGCGCAUGCCGCAGGAGCCAUUGACUCUGUGGGUGGAGGUUAUGCAGUAUGAUGGCGUGCACGACAGAGGCUGGCACUUCCCUCUUCAGGACUUCAUUCCAAAGCGAGGGAACCACACCCCUUACGACAUCCAGUCCAGACGCGGCUACGAGAACGGUGCCAUGACACUAGGCCUCAAUGCUGAGGAUUUCUCUGAUUCCGUGCUGCCAGUCAGUGACCUCUCUGUAGUGGUCACUGUGAGCGAUGAGCCAGAAGGAACCAAGAGGUUGCGAGCCUCGGAGGGCCACCAGUUUGCUUUGCUCAGCGUAGGAGGCUGGCCAUUCCGGAUCCGACGCAUCGGAACUUUUGAAGGCCUGGGUCAUGUCGGGCGGCUUGAGCUGCAGCUGGGCAGUGGGGAGUUCAGCGAGGAGGUCCUUUGGCAGCUGCUGGAGGGUGGAAAGAGGGCACCCGGAGGAAUCUGCGAAGAGGGCUCUGCAAGAAGUGGAUGCAAGUACUGGUGCCAGCUGUAUGAUCUGGACUGGCUGGGGCCAAAGAGGGAUGAGAACCUUGCCAUCGAUCCCGAGAUCCCUCCGCACAAGGGCUACGUGUGGUUCCGGGUGUUGGAGAGCACUAUGCUUGCUGGGACGUCGAAGCGCGCUGUACACGUGCAGCUCCUGGAGGACGGCAUAGUUCCUGCAUGGCUUGAUCUGCGCUACCUUCAGGUCUGGGCAGGCGACAUGCCGCUCGGGUAUUUGAACCAGGUCUUCGGCGAAUUGCAGGACCCGCCUUGCCGUGCACGAGUGGUUCGGACUGUCAAGGAGGGGACUGACGACAGGGGAGUCCGAAAGGUGCACGUCAGGAACUCUCGGAGCAGCCUGGUCUUCGAGGAUCCCUUGGUGUGUGACAGCAAUGGGUUGGUGGACCUGGGCUGGGCCCUUCAUGGAAUUGGCUACCGGGGAGCUCGAGUCUCUCUGAGCAUGUACCCAGGAGCUUGGGUCUGCGACAAAAAGAGGAUUUGUGCUCUGAUUGGGGAACAUUGGUGA
Symbiodinium pilosum is the source of this 2415-nucleotide messenger RNA. The record is from the annotation of a GenBank genome assembly. Lineage: Eukaryota; Dinophyceae; Suessiales; Symbiodiniaceae.